AUGGCUGACGUUGAAUACAACGCCGAUGAGGCUGCUGAGCUCAAGAGAAAGAGAGCCUUCCGCAAGUUUUCUUACCGGGGAAUCGACCUCGACCAACUCCUUGACCUCUCCUCCGAGCAGCUGCGCGAUGUCGUCCACGCUCGUGCCCGCCGCCGGUUCAAUCGCGGCCUGAAGCGCAAGCCCAUGGGCCUGAUCAAGAAGCUCCGCAAGGCCAAGCAAGAGGCCAAGCCCAACGAGAAGCCUGACCUUGUCAAGACUCACCUCCGGGACAUGAUUGUGGUCCCAGAAAUGAUUGGUAGCAUCGUCGGUAUCUACUCCGGAAAGGAAUUCAACCAAGUUGAAAUCAAACCCGAGAUGGUUGGCCACUAUCUUGGUGAAUUCUCGAUCUCAUACAAACCCGUCAAGCACGGUAGACCCGGUAUCGGUGCUACCCACUCGUCGCGUUUCAUUCCCCUUAAAUAA
This is a messenger RNA of Blastomyces dermatitidis ER-3, 462 nucleotides long. RefSeq names its product 40S ribosomal protein S15. The record is from RefSeq and is a predicted model, not a curated record. Bases 1 to 462 code for a protein of 153 amino acids. The transcript is spliced from 5 exons. NCBI's taxonomy places the organism in Eukaryota, Fungi, Ascomycota, Eurotiomycetes, Onygenales, Ajellomycetaceae. Gene Ontology annotation, molecular function: structural constituent of ribosome; RNA binding. Gene Ontology annotation, cellular component: ribosome; cytosolic small ribosomal subunit. Gene Ontology annotation, biological process: ribosomal small subunit assembly; translation.